AUGGCUCUGCCGCAAGAGCCGGUGGUCCCAGUGGAGCCUGUGACCAACGUGCCGAAUGAGGAUGGAGGCAGACCGGAUGUUGUGGCGCAGGGACUCGACCGAAAUCGCGACGGCUUCCCGCCUAGACUACAGGCCCCCAUGAGCCAUGGCUGUGGCAACACCUACAUGGCUGCUCCGGUGGCCGUGCCGCAAGCUGCCUGCCCGGUGUACCUGGCGCCUCCUCAGGUCAUGGCUACGGGGCCGACGUUGCUCCAGGUGGCCCAGCCGCAGGUGAAUGUGGUGAAGCCUGUGAUCCAGGAGGUGGUGAGGGAGGUGCCGGUACACCAGCGCGAGUUGCACACCAUCUUCCGCGAACGCCCCCAGGUGGAGUUCGUGGAGAAAGCCGUGGAGGUGCCCAAGGUGGAGGUGCAGGAGCGUGUCAUGGAAGUGCCGCAAGUCCUGCUUCACGAGAAGGUGAUGGAGGUUCCGCAGGUGAGGGAAGAUGAGAUCGUGAAGCAGGUCCCCCGCGUGGAGUACACCGACGUCAGCAAGCACAUCGAGCUCCCCGUCUUCGAAGCCCAGGAGCGCAUCGUGGAGGUCCCCUUCGUCAUCGAGCAGGAGUGCCUGGUGGAAGUGCCGCAAGUGCACUGCAUCGAGCUGAUCCGGGAAGUUCCCAAGGAGGUGGUGAAGACGGUGCAGAAGAUGGUGGAGCGACCGGUCGUGCAGGUUCGCGAGCAGAACGUCGAAGUGCCCGUUGUCACCGUGCAGGAGGAGCUCGUGCCCGUCCCUGUCGUGGAGGAGGUCGAGGUCAUCACGCAGGUGCCGAGCUACGAGCUGCAGCAGGUAGAGAAGCGGGUGGAGCUGCCGGUGGUGGAGCUGCAGGAGAAGCUCGUUGAAGUGCCCCAGGCCGAGGUCGUCGAGAACCCGGUGGAGGUCCCAGAGGUGGAGAUCUGCGAGAUCAUCAAGCAGGUUCCGAAGUAUGAGAUCCACUACAUCGACAAGGAGGUGAUCAAGCACCAGGUCGAGUAUGUGGAGAAGCUUGUGGAGGUGCCGCACGUGGUCUACGAGGAGCGCAUCAUCGAGGUGCCCCAGGUGGAGAGGCGCGAGCUCAUCCGCCACGUGCCCGUGAGCAACGUGCAGAUGGUGGACAAAAAGGUUCCCAAGCACACGCUCAAAGUCACGGAGAAGGUCGUGGAAGUGCCCACAGUCCUGCACCACGAGAAGCCGAUCGAGGUGCCCGAGGUCGCGGUCGUGGAGACCAUCACCGAGGUGCCGAAGGUGAUGGUGAACUCUAUCCCGGUGGAGGUGCCCAAGGUUGUCAACGUCCAGAUCCAGGAGCGGCUAGAGGAGGUUCGAGCCACGCUGAUCGCCGAAAGGGCUGUGGAGGUGCCAGACCCUCAGGUGGUCGAGGCGAUCACUCAGGUGGUUCAGCCCAUCGUUCAGUACGUGGAUAAGGAAGUGCCCCGCGUCGUGACGGAGCCAGUGGAGCGACUCCAGGAAGUCUGGCAGAGGCCGCUGGUGGAGGAGGUGGCGGUGCCGGUGGAUCAGGUGCUCACCUACGAGGCCGUGCGCCAGGAGGCGUCGCAGGUCGUCCACGAGGCGUUGAAGCCGGUGUCUCCCAAAGAUGCUGUGCCUGCGGACGGCGCGCAGCGCGUGCCAGGCCCUCCCAGCGAAAGGCCUGGCGCGGCCAUGCCUACUGGCUCCGGCCCUGCGCAGGAUGUCGACGCCAGCCACAACUGGCACGUCGACGGUGUCGAGUCAAAGGACGACAGCGACGCCUCGCUUGACGUCCACCGGAAAAGGCCGGUGCCACCCCUGAGCUUUGAGAAGGAGACCCUGAUCUUCCAGUCCGACGUGGACAUGCAGGAGAUUGUGGCCAUGUCUCGCUGGAAGUGCCUGCUCGGUGGCGGGCUUGGCCUCACGGGCUUCUACGCGCUCCUCGCCAGCCUCAGCCUCCACGGCAGUCUGCCUUUCGAGCUGGCCAUGGUGUUCAGCGCUGGGCUCUGCGCGAAUGCCUACGCCCACUUCGUCACGGCGCAGAAGCUGAUCCGGAAGCUGGCAGCGAGACAUGUAGAUCAGCUCUGGGUGAUGCCCCUGGAAGCGAAGGAGAAGCCGCAGGAGAAGGGGGGUGCCCACUCACUGCUCCUCGAGACCGCCAGCACCGAGGAGCGCCUUGCGGCGACGCCCUCGCUGGACCUCCGCCUCAAGACCGCCUCCUCGGAGCGCUGGCUGAGUUUGGUGGAGCCCAUGGUCGACGAGUCCCUGAAGUUUAAGCUGGACGACGACUCGGCGGACUUGUCGCAGAAGGCCUCGAUGCAUGAGAUUUUCAACCUGGGGCUGCUGGACAUCGACGAGAGCGCGGGAAAAUGCCACGACACGCCCCUGCUCGCGGCCCUCAAGCUCUCCAAGAAGGUCGUCGCAGAAGAGACCGCAGAGCCCCGCACCGACAUCGCCCCCUUUCUUCGGGUGCCCGAGGGUGCGCCGGCCCCGGGAGAGCGGCUGGACACCGUGGCUGCCUCGGAGGUGGAGCGCGCGAUCAAGGUGAAGGUGGAGACGGGCGUCGUCCCCUCCAUUGAGGCCAUUGGCUGGCGAGCGCAGUGGUCCGGCGCAGCGAUUCUGGUGGCCGGCUGCCUCUUCUCCGUCGGGGAGCGAGCCCGGGACAAGGACGGGACGGCCCGCUGGAACAAGCUGAAGCUUCCCUGGCAGUGA
Messenger RNA from Symbiodinium natans, 2688 nucleotides. Lineage: Eukaryota; Dinophyceae; Suessiales; Symbiodiniaceae. The record is from the annotation of a GenBank genome assembly.